Molecule: messenger RNA, 2160 nt
Organism: Helicoverpa zea (corn earworm)
Lineage: Eukaryota; Metazoa; Arthropoda; Insecta; Lepidoptera; Noctuidae
Exons: 1
Coding region: 83-1867 (594 amino acids)
Biological process (GO): DNA integration
Molecular function (GO): nucleic acid binding
Source: RefSeq, a predicted model, not a curated record
UCGGAAUAAGGGGCCCUUAAGAUUAAACUUUGAUAAUGUCUAUUUUUGGUCAGACUCCACGGUAGUAUUAGGAUGGCUUAAAAUGUCGCCUAAUUUAUUGAAACCAUUUGUACAAAAUCGCAUUGUAGAAAUAAAUGAGCUCACUGGUGACAAACAAUGGUUUCACGUCGCAGGUAAACAAAACCCGGCUGACAUGUUAUCACGCGGAAUGCACCUAGAUUUACUUAAGUCGUGCGACAUGUGGUGGCACGGACCCGCAUUCUUACAAGUUGACAAUUCGGAAUGGGAUCAAAACAUGCGCUGUUAUGACAUUAAUUGUGAUGAAUUGCCAGAAUUAAAACCAGUUAAAUCUACUGCACUAGUUCAGAUAAAUUCAGAUGAUUUUUUGUUUCACAGAUUCUCAAGUUUUAAUCGCUUGCGCCGUGUGGUAGCAUACAUUCUUCGUUUCACACAUAAUAUUCGUAAACUAAAGGCAGGUGCACAGCGUUUCACAGGUUGUUUAUCUGUAAACGAAUUGAAUAAUGCAACGAGAGUUUUAACUCAAAUCGCACAACAACAAUCUUUUCCAGAAAUUUAUGAUAGUUUAAAAAAUAAACGUCAGUUUAAAUGUUCACGUAGUAUUUCUGGUUUAAAUAUAUUUAUGGACGAACAUAAUUUAAUUAGAGUAGGAGGAAGACUUGUGAACUCUGACUCGUUUACCUAUGACAAAAAACAUCCAUUGUUGUUGUGUAGCAGACACCUAUUUACUAGACUUAUUUUUGAACAUCAGCACAAGGUAUUAUUACACGCUGGGCCGCAGUUGCUUUUAGCAACUGUUAGAGAAACAUGGUGGCCUUUAAAGGGACGCAAUUUAGCAAAACAAGUUGUACACAAGUGUGUAAGGUGCACACGAAUGCGAGCUACGCCAAUGAAAAUACAAAUGGGUAACUUACCUAAUGAACGGCUUGUGCCAGGAUAUCCAUUCUUACGUUGUGGUGUCGAUUAUGCCGGGCCAUUGCUCAUGCUGAAUCGCGCAGGUAGAGGGGCAAAAUUGACAAAGUGUUAUAUCUGUCUGUUUGUAUGCUUUGCCACUCGCGCUAUACAUUUGGAGUUAGUCACGAGUCUGACUAGUGAGGCAUAUUUAUUGGCUUUGAAACGCUUUAUUUCCAGACGUGGCAAACCUAUGCAGAUUUUUUCUGAUAAUGGUAAAACAUUUGUCGGAGCUUUAAAGGAAUUCUCAAAAUUUUUAGAUACCAAUGAGUCAGACAUUUUGAAUUAUACAUCCGAUAACUCAAUAGAAUUUUCUUUUAUUCCGCCAUACUCGCCUCAUUUUGGUGGUUUGUGGGAGGCAGGAGUCAAGUCUUGCAAAUAUCACUUGCGUCGUAUUGUAGGCAAUGCACAUCUAACGUACGAGGAGUUGAGCACAGUACUAGCACAAAUUGAGGCUGUCCUGAACUCCCGUCCUAUAUCUCCUAUGUCCACAGAUCCGACAGAUUUGCUCCCGUUAAGUCCAGCUCAUUUUUUGAUUGGCCGGCCACUUACUGCGCCUGCUGACAAGAAAGACCUGACGAUGACAGCCACACAUCGCCUUCCACGAUAUGAUCGCAUAGAACAGAUGCGACAAAACUUCUGGCGUCGGUGGGCUACGGAAUAUAUUUCUGAGCUUCAGAAGAGGACCAAGUGGCAAUCUAACCAAGACACAUUACUUCCGAACACACUGGUCCUAAUAAAAGAAGAUCACCUUCCACCCCUGAAAUGGCAACUUGGACGAGUGCAAGAGACGUUCCCAGGUCGAGAUGGCCUCUCUCGUGUAGCAGUCAUCAAGACGGCGACCGGAAUUAUCAAGAGGACGUACCCAAAACUCUGUCCACUACUACAACCACAGUAACUUCGUUGGAAGCUGGUGCUUCCAAGGCCGGGAGUAUGUCUACAAUCAGCGCCAUCUAGUGCAGCGGCGAUAGCACGCACGAUGUUUUCGACCGUGGCUGGCGCCGCUCUGUUUUAUCGAGCGGUGUCGCCAAUCAGAAAGCAGCCUGCAUUUACCGACUUUUGACAGUGACGUCUUAAAUGUCACUCACAUUUUUUUCUUCCCUACAAUUUUUGUAAAACCUGUACCUACAUGUAUAAAAAAUAAACGCACUAGUUACUGGAAAAAUAAUAAAGUAAAUUCAUUGAAACACA